AAAAGAUUAAUUAUUUAUUUUCUUUUUGUUAUUUAAAGGAACCGUAACGCCCUAUCCUUCUUCUGCAUUUUACAUCUUUUUAAAGUUCUUUGAUCUUACCGUUUUUGGAGUUAAAAAUAAGUAAAAAUGGAGUUGGAAGAAAACCAACAACAACAGACUCUGGAGAAGUAUGAUUGUCUCAUUUUUGAUGUAGAUGAUACUCUUUACCCUUUGUGGUCCGGUUUGUCACAUCAUGUUACAGAAAAUAUUAAAGAGUAUAUGAUUGAAAAGCUUGGCAUUGAGAAAAGCAAAGUCUUAGAAUUGUGUGCUUUCUUGUACAAGCAUUAUGGCACUACAUUGGCUGGUCUCAGAGCUGUUGGGCAUAAAAUUGACUAUAAUGACUUCCAUAGUUUUGUUCAUGGAAGAUUACCCUAUGAUGAUAUCUUAAAAACUGACCAUGUUCUUAGAAGCCUUUUGCACAGCUUACCUUUUAGAAAAAUUGUAUUCACCAAUGCAGAUAAGGCUCAUGCCAGCAGGGUCCUGAGUAAACUUGGCUUGGAGGAUUGCUUUGAACAGAUCAUAUGCUUUGACACCUUAAACAACACAAACAAAGGCAUUGAACCUGUAAAUGAAGAUGAAAUCGGAGUUUUCGACAUCAAUGAAUACAGUGCUGCACCAAAUGCUGGAAUAAAACUUCCUAAGUCACCAGUAGUCUGCAAACCAUUUGAAGAAGCCUUUGAACAAGCCUUUAAGAUUGCAGGCAUCAACCCUCAAAAAACAUUGUUCUUUGAUGAUAGCAUCCGCAAUCUACAGACCGGGAAACGACUUGGCCUCACCACCGUUUGGGUAGGCUCUUCUCUUCGAACGGAAGGCGUGGACUGUGCAGUAGAGAGCAUCCACAAUAUCAAUGAAGCAUUGCCAGAGCUAUGGGAGACUAAUGAGAAGUUUGAAGGUGUUAAGUGUGCAGACAAGGUUGCCAUUGAGACUUCAGUUAAAGCAUAGCUUAUAUGUUGUUGACAUACACUUUCAUAAUCCUUCAUUUUAUUAUGUGGAAAUGAACUAAUGAAGUAUGAAUUGUUUUAUUUGAUAUUUUCAUCUUUGUAACAAUUAUGUACUAAUUUUUCACAUCAGCAAUGAAAUAAAUUAAUGAGGAUCUCAA
Mercurialis annua (annual mercury) is the source of this 1138-nucleotide messenger RNA. RefSeq lists its product as uncharacterized. The transcript is spliced from 8 exons. NCBI's taxonomy places the organism in Eukaryota, Viridiplantae, Streptophyta, Magnoliopsida, Malpighiales, Euphorbiaceae. The record is from RefSeq and is a predicted model, not a curated record. The coding region runs from base 127 to 981 and encodes 284 amino acids.